Messenger RNA from Moneuplotes crassus, 752 nucleotides. The record is from the annotation of a GenBank genome assembly. NCBI's taxonomy places the organism in Eukaryota, Ciliophora, Spirotrichea, Euplotida, Euplotidae.
AUGGAAUCUUCGAUUGAGAGUUUCUUUCAUAACAACAUUAUUUUCCCAAAUGAUGUUAAAAGAAGACUUAAUACUAUAAAAAUACUUGAUGAGAAAAUAGAGGUGCUCAAAGAAAGAUAUGAAAGACUCAAAGAACAAUUAGCCUCUCAGCCUGACAGUACUGAGCUCUUUACAAGCAUAGAGCUGAUUUAUAAGCAGAUGAAAGCCCUCCAACAAGAAAAAUAUGACCAUUCUGUCACUGCUUUUCAGAUGUAUGAACAUGCACUGAGAAAGGCUGAUAAAUUGAUGGAUGACCUUAUGCCAGAGCAGAAGCAGAAGGCAUCCACUUUCCCCAGCAAAAUUGCAGAUAAUCUCUAUGACUUUGAAAAACUUGAUAUAAAUGAUUAUGAAGAGAAACCUGUGAUAAGUAGGAAGGGAAGAUCAACUGCCAAGAAGCAAUCAAAGCCGAUUAGUUCUAGGAACAAUAUCAAAAUGGAACCUGCUUAUCCUGAAGUAAAACAAGAGGUAGGAGAUGUCAAUAUGGCAGCACAUCAAGAAGAUGAUGUUACUUGUCCUUGUGGAGAAGUCAAAAAUGAUGAUUGGGUAGGCUGUGAUAUGCAUGAUAAAUGAGCUCAUGAAUGGUUCCAUCUAAAUUGCGUGAAUCUCACCCAGCUCCCACCUGAAGAUUCUCUCUGGUUCUGUGAUGGAUGCCAGAAAAAGUACAAAAAAGAGAUAGAAGCCAAAUUAAAGAAUCAUACUGACAAAUAAUGCUG